UGCUGUCAACGUCCUGCUCGCAAGGCUGAUGACGUGGCUGUCAUGGCGGCGCCCGUGGCUGACAGUUGGAGCUGGUUUCCUGUUUUAGCGUUUGCAGUUUCUCUCUUCAAAUGUCUCUUCAUCAACGCCUAUCACUCCACAGACUUCGAGGUUCACAGGAACUGGCUGGCCAUCACCCACAGCCUGCCGCUGUCCAGGUGGUACUACGAGAACAGCUCAGAGUGGACUCUGGACUAUCCUCCGCUGUUCGCCUGGUUCGAGUUCGGUCUGUCCCAUGUGGCCCGGCGCUUCGACCCCGACAUGCUGGACGUGCAGCGGCUGCAGCACCGCAGCCCGCCCACCGUGCUCUUCCAGAGGCUGUCGGUCGUCUGCAGCGACCUGCUGCUCGUCUUCGCCACCAGAGAGUGCUGCAGGUGUGUUCGAGAACAGAAGCCCAGCAGGGACCUCCUGAAGCGGCCGUCUUUCAUCCUGGCUGUGCUGCUGCUCUGGAACUUCGGCCUGCUCGUCGUCGACCAUGUUCAUUUCCAGUACAACGGCUUCCUGUUUGGCGUCCUCCUGCUGUCCGUGGCUAAACACCUGCAGUCCAGACACCUGCAGGGGGCGCUGCUGUUCGCCGUGCUGCUCAACCUGAAGCACAUCUACCUGUACGUCGCUCCGGCCUACGGCAUCUACCUGCUGCGCAGCUUCUGCUUCACCCAGGACAACACAGACAGCUCGGUCAGGUGGAGCAGCUUCAGUCCGGCUCGCCUGGCGGCUCUGGGCGUCAUCGUGACCUCGGUGUGUGUCGUGUCCUUCGGGCCGUUCGUCCUCCUGGGUCAGCUGCCGCAGGUUCUGUCCCGCCUCUUCCCCUUUAAGCGCGGCCUGUGCCACGCCUACUGGGCUCCCAACGCCUGGGCGCUCUACAACGUGCUGGACAAGACGCUGGUGACACUGGGCGUUCGUCUGAAGCUGCUGCAGGAGGCGGAGCUUCCCAAAGCCUCCAUGACGGGCGGCCUGGUGCAGGAGUCCCAGCAUGCCCUGCUGCCUUCCAUCUCUCCCUCCGUCACACUCGUCUGCACUCUGCUCUCAGUCCUGCCGGCGGCGCUCAGUAUCUGGCUGCGUCCUCGCGGCGCCCGGGGUUUCCUGCGCUGCCUGGUGCUCUGCGCCCUGGGCUCCUUCCUGUUCGGCUGGCACGUCCACGAGAAGGCCGUGCUCAUGGCCGUCCUGCCGCUCAGCAUCCUGGCGGUGGAGAGCAGAGAGGAUGCUGGGAUCUUCCUGGUUCUGGCCACCACAGGACAUUACUCCCUGUUCCCACUGCUGUUCACCCCAGCAGAGCUGCCAAUCAAAAUCCUGCUGAUGCUGAUGUUUACGCUGUACUCCUUCACCGCCCUGACGAGCCUCUUCAGCGGUCACGGCUCUUUACUCCAUCCUCUGGAAGUCGUCUACCUGUUGGGCCUCGUUGUCGUGGCGAUCGCAUGCGAGAUCGUGUACCCGCUGACGCCAUGGCAACAGACGCUGCCCUUCCUCCCCCUGCUGGCGACGUCGGUGUACUGCGCCCUGGGCGUCUGCUACUCCUUCGUCCGCCUGUACGUCAUCCUGCUGAGGCAGGAAGUGAAGAGCAAACAGCUGUGAGCUGCACAUCACAUCAACACACAGAUCGCCAUGACGACCGCACUUAAAGGGAGGAUCCCCCCAAAACAACUUCUUUAAAUCAGCUGUUGGUGAUGCUGGCGCCUGUUUUUUCCGGCCACUCGUAGGCGAGGUGACGUCACGUCCAGAUAUUUGUUUCAUAUCAGAAAAUGUUAAAUGUAAAACCAACAGCUCAGAGCAACACGCUGGCACCUUCUCUGGAGGUAGUCAGAAAGCAUGCUGGGAAAUGUAGUAAACUACUAACUGCAGUGGAAGUAGGUGAGUUAGGCUGCAGCAACGUGGCGUCACCAAAAAAAAAAAAAUCUUCUGAACUUUAUUCGGGAAGUUGCUGCUGAAUCGUCCUGAACACCACA
Messenger RNA from Myripristis murdjan (pinecone soldierfish), 1982 nucleotides. RefSeq names its product ALG8 alpha-1,3-glucosyltransferase (gene alg8). The record is from RefSeq and is a predicted model, not a curated record. The transcript is spliced from 13 exons. Lineage: Eukaryota; Metazoa; Chordata; Actinopteri; Holocentriformes; Holocentridae. Bases 43 to 1611 code for a protein of 522 amino acids. Gene Ontology annotation, cellular component: endoplasmic reticulum membrane. Gene Ontology annotation, biological process: dolichol-linked oligosaccharide biosynthetic process; protein N-linked glycosylation. Gene Ontology annotation, molecular function: dolichyl pyrophosphate Glc1Man9GlcNAc2 alpha-1,3-glucosyltransferase activity.